AUGCAGUCGAUAUUGCUCUUUCUGGUCUAUUGUUUUUUGACAGUUGGAGCUGGAUAUACCGAUUUUGAGUACCUUUUGGAUCAAUACAUCCUAAUUUGCGGCAAUAUUCUAUGUAAUGUAACCAAACAUUUUUCCCCAAAAAUUCCAGCGGACUUAUCGACUUGUACAGAAUGUUCUUGUGAUGAAAACUGUAUUUUCGAUGGAAGCUGCUGUCCAGAUAUUUUUUUCUCUCUCAAUCUUGAAUGCACAAACACUUCAAUCGUUUCACACAGUUACGAACCUGAUGACUUAUUCGAAGAUUCAUUUCUGAUGAGAGGGACUUGUCCCGAAGAUACAGAUUCUUCCUGGAAAGCUAAUUGUGAGGGUAACAAAACCUUAUCAGAAAAGAUACAAUUUCUACCCGUAACCUCUUCAGAAACUAUGAUUACUUACAAAAAUAAAUUUUGCGCUCAAUGUAAUAAUGAAAGUAAAUUUGAGCAAUGGAUAUUAAAUUCAGUGUGUGACGAAUUCGUAGAUUCUAAUUUCAUUUCAUCCUUAGAUGAUAUGCUCAAAAUAGCUAUAGACAAAAAAUGUAAAAUAAGAAGUAAUUUAGCUGGACUGAACACCGCUGGUUGCUUUAGAGUGUACGGGUACAACACCAUAAAGACUUGUAAUGUAUCCGGUUCUUGGAUGACAUACAACAAAGACAUUGAAUGGGCAUGUCUGAAUUACAAUAACAAAUUCCAUGACUUUAAGAAUGUUUUUUGUUACAUAUGUAACCCACCAGUAAAAGUUGAAGAAGUAAUAACAGAUUGUAACAUUACAGGGAAAUUAUUUUGGCAUGAAGAUUACCCAAAUGUCCAGACAGCUUGUAAACAACUUGGUGCAACAACAGCAACAUAUCCUUUUAAAAAUAUCUACUGUUACCUCUGCAAUUCAAUACCUUUGCAACAUUACAUAAAUGACAGGCGUGUGUUUAUGUAUUCCGAUGCGAAUGUCUAUAUAGAAGAAAAGGUGGUAAACGGGAAAUACUUUGAAUAUACUUUUGAAAUAGAUUCUUUUAACGCUGAAUUCAGGGAUAGUUAUUUAAAGACACAAACUAAUUGGUCUUCCGAGACACAUUUGAUGAUAAAUAACCGGGUUAAUUUAACGGAAAUUUACACAUAUUAUUAUGCUAUGACAGGAAAUGGUCAUUUCUGUGUAAAUAUAUCAUCUAUUAUAAUGGCAGACGAAAGACAUAAUUGUGGUUGUUAUGAUGGUUGCCACUUUGCUUAUAAAAAGCCAUGCUGCAUUGAUGCUGAUUUCAAAUACUCAACCUCGUGUAUAGAUGGUUAUCUUGUGUAUGACGGAUGUGAAGAUAUAGCUAUGGAGUUUAAAAUUUUGUCACACAAGUGUCAAAACAUAGAAGAGUCAUCUGAUUUGUUUUCAUCUAUUCCAGUUCAUAGUAAACAAUCAACUGCAAACUACAAAAAUAUAUACUGUGCCCUGUGUAGAAUCCACAAAAAUAGUUCUGAAGCUAAUUCUGUUUUCCUCAAGUUCAAACCAUGGAAAUUUACUUUAAUAUGUAAAAGUGUCAUUCCAAUAUAUUUCCAUGUUUUUUUGUCACACUUAUUUGAAACUCGAUUUUUGUCGAGUUGCAAAUUAACAUUAGUUCCAGAUGUUUGUCACAAACGAUGUCCUACUAGACCGGCUUAUACCAAAGGAAAUACAAGCAUUCCAUGGGCUUGUCAGAACUUUGUGUCUACACCUACCGGCCUAGAUUUUUACAAUAAACUAGGCAAAUCAUCGCUAAAUAAGCAUAGAAAUAUAUUUUGUGCUUUGGAAGAAACGAUUUAUAAUGAAACUACAGCUCUGAUACAACAUUGCAAUGUAACUGGUCGGUGGAAUUUUAUUGACAAGCCAUUACAACAAAAAUGCACACAGCUUCCGCAAAUUGACUUCCACUUCCCAUAUAAGAAUAUCUUUUGCAAAAUAUGUAAUGAAGAAUAUAAGGAAUAUAUCAAUAGUUAUGUGGGAGACUUUUCGUGUGAGUUUUUUCAACACGUUGGUGACCAUUUGUAUUUCCGAAGUUUGUUCUCAUUUUUAUCAUAUGAAGAACAAGCAGAAAGCCAAGGACAUGGAGCCUGCAAACAGAGGCAAGUGUAUGAUUCUAUAAAGGAUACAUGUCGUGAUAUUGUGUGUUACCCUGGGCGUGUAUUAAUUAAUGAGACGUGCCUACCACUUCUGCCAUACACUUCUAAUCUUGGUUAUACACUUACAUUUGGAGUUCAUGUUCAAUCUGAAGCUCCGAUAAAAAACCCACAAGACUUUUUACAAAUAAUGAAAAAAGAAAUUCUGAUUCAACUAGGCAGACAGUUAAAUAGAACAAUUGUUCCCUUUCUUGAAAGAAUGAUUAUGAAAGCGAAUACCACGUGUUCAUCAGAUGUGAAUUUCAUUGGACCAUAUUUACAUAUAUCGGUAUUUUUGAAAUUAUUCGUUAACGUCGUUGUUAACAGAAAAGAAAUUGAAACAAAACUUCUACAGUUCCAAGAAAAACAAUUUUCAUUUGAGCAUUAUUGUUUUCGGCUUAAUAAAAAGCUAAAUUGUAUGAUAAAAUGCAAUGUAAAAUAUGAUAAUGGUUCACUUUAUCUGCCGAUUGAUGUGCCAUUCAGAAAGUUUGAUAUCACAAAAUGUUAUCUGGAGACGACAAGUAUGAUACCUGAAUCUCAAAAAUAUAUUCACUCUCAUAUCAGUUCUUUGCUUGAGUGCCCACAGAUAGAGUUAGAUAAAACAGAGGUAACGAUCGAUGAAUACCACAACUUACUUAAUGUACCACAAUACAGUACCGUUUUAGAUUAUCACAAUUUCUAUAUAACCAGAUCAGAUCUGAACCCAAGGAUUUGCGUAAGUACGUUUAAAAGUAUGAUGAUCGCUUCUUCAGAAAUGAGUGUGUUACGGAUAAUAACUCUGAUAUUUACAAUAUUAUCGCUACUAUGCUUAUUCCUGACCUUUAUUUCUUAUUGUCUUUUUGAGCAGCUACAAACACUUCCAGGAAAGAACAACAUGUGUCUUGUCAUUGCUUUAUUUUUUGCUAUGGCCUUUCUAGAAUUUGGUUUGAACAAAACACACGUUAUAACUCUUUGUAUUGUACUGGGUGGAUUUAUUCAUUAUUUCUGGUUAUGUACAUUUUGUUGCUUAAAUGUUUGUUCCUUUCACAUGUAUUGCACAUUUAGCAGGAAUUUUGUUUAUCGACAAAGAAGUAAAUCAAAAGAACGAAAACGUCUCUUGCUAUACAUUCUAUACUCAUUUGGGGUACCGGCCAUAAUCAUUAUUAUGAAUAUACUUUUUACAAAUUUCCUGAAUGGUAAACAAUUGUAUGGGUAUGGCGGGAAAAUGUGUUUUAUUUCAGAAAGGUUAUCUUUCAUUAUAACAUUUAUUGUUCCGAUCACGAGCAUGUGUCUGCUAAACGUCUUUUUCUUUAUAUAUUCAGCACAUUCGAUUGCAACGACUCCAAAAUUGAAAAAUGAUGAUUCCUAUCAGCACAAUUCAGUAAAUCUAGCUGUUUACAUCAAAUUAUUUACAAUAACGGGCAGUUCUUGGGUAAUACAAAUAAUAGAUUCGUUUCUUCCCCUGUCAUUCUUUUCCAUAAUUGUGUCUCUGUUAAAUGCUUUGCAGGGAGUCUAUAUUUUCGUUGCAUACAUAUGCAACAAACGUGUUUUUAUUCUUUAUCGAAGUUUAAUUUGUAAUAAACCUGUUAUCAAAUCUGGUUCUGAAUCACGAAAUGUCACUACAAAUGAAACUGAUUUGGCAUCAACAAAUAUAUGAACUAAACAGACAGAGAUUUGCAUCAUAAUGUGAAAUUACAUGGAAACGCUUGAAAUUUUUUUGAAAAUUACGUUCAGGUAAAAUGCUCUAUGUUAUUAUUUUUUUUUUUCAUUUAGUUAAGAAGCUGUGCAUCAUUUUUGUUGACAUCACUGGUUCAUAGCUGAUCUACAGAUUUACAGGAGUGAAAACACUGAAUUAAAUUAUUAUAAUACCUACAUUUUAAUGUUUAUUAAAUCGCAUUGUGUUGUCUAAAAUUACAACAACAAAGAAUUUCAAAUGUAUUUUUUGAAUUGUUGUUUUGACAGUAGACAUUUUCUAGAAUGAAUAAUUUAGUAAACACGCCUUGUAAUCGAAAAAAAACUAUGAAUCAUAAUUUGACAACGCUGCAGAUUUGAAAUAUUUACUGAUCUAGUAUAGUUACUGUCAGAAUUUUGCCGUUUUUUUCACCACUCCAUUAGGAAAUUAUCUUGUAUAAUAUCAUUAAUAUGUCGCGUUUUCAAAAGUUGGUACAAUUUGAAUAAUUUUUAAGGAAAGCGCAAGGACACUAGCGGGGAAGUUUAGUGUGAUAUUUUAUAGGACCACUUAUUGUCAGUAAUGAAUCGUGCAACUAAAUUAAAGCUAUUUCCGCUUUAUCUGAUAUUCAUGUGACAUUUUGAUAUUGUGUAGCAAGAAGAGGAGACGGUUUGUAGAAUGAGCGAACUACAUAGUCAUUUGGUCAAUAAAUGUAGAAGCCGUUUUCCAUUAAUGAAUAUGAACUUAUCAUAAAUUUAUGUUACUUGAAAUAAUAUUUUUUACAGUAUAUAAGUCAGAUAAUGCAUAUUUUACUGUUUUACUUUCGUAUAACACCCUUUGUAGUGUUAGGAUUGCCCAAAGAAAGACACCACUACGUUCGGUAUGUCAUUAGAUAUAUCAUAACACCCCUCAACGACAAGAAAAAUCUUAAAAUAUGCAUUAUCUAUAGUAUUAUUAUUGUUUAUACCCCUCUGCUACCUUGAAAUAAUGUGUAACAUGGUGGUGUGUAUGAAUGAUGUAACUGUGUAAAUUUUAAAAACUUCUUGCAUGUAGAAUACUUAAUUUUUCAUAACUGCCUACAUUGUACAUGACAUUGUCGUUUAAUAAACAUUACAUGUAUGUGUUAUAGCUUAUAUGUGAAUAAAGAAUUGAAAAAACAGUACGGAUUUAAUGCACGGUGUCAACAAAGAACACUGUUUCGUUUUACAUCAAUAUGAAUUGUCAAAAUAACAACUAGGAGUAGUAUUCGGAUAUUACUAGAAUUGGAUAGAUGUCAGAAUAUUUAUACAGCAAAGGUAACAUAUGCCGACUUGAUCAGUGAAAGAAGUUAAGUAUUGUUGACAAUCAUAAUUAAAAAAAAGAAAUGUAGUUAACAGUUCAAUCCAGUUAAAAAAAGUCGCAUUGAACUUCAUUAUCGUUUUAAUAAGUGUUGACUUAUAGCUCUUAACGUUACUGUGUAUUCACCAAUUCCAAUUAACACGAUUAAUGUGAAACAUGGUGGUGUGUAUGCAAUGGUGUAAGUGUGUACAUUUCAAAAACUUCUUGCAUGUAGAAUACUUAAGUUUUCAUAACUGCCUACAUUAUACAUGACAUUGUCGUUUAAUAAACAUUACAUGUAUGUGUUUCA
Molecule: messenger RNA, 5422 nt
Organism: Mytilus californianus (California mussel)
Lineage: Eukaryota; Metazoa; Mollusca; Bivalvia; Mytilida; Mytilidae
Exons: 2
Coding region: 1-3783 (1260 amino acids)
Biological process (GO): G protein-coupled receptor signaling pathway; cell surface receptor signaling pathway
Cellular component (GO): membrane
Molecular function (GO): G protein-coupled receptor activity
Source: RefSeq, a predicted model, not a curated record